GGUUUUGUUUCUAAUUUAUAGUGUCGCGCAUUCUUAUUGCAACGGCUGAAUUUUGAAUCAAUGGCACAAGUUCAGGUGAGCCCCAAUGCGAACGGUGAUUCCGCCGCCGCCGCUGCUUUUGUCCCGAACCAGUCAGUGAUGACGUCACUGUACGUUGGAGAUCUCGACCGCAACGUCAAGGAUCCGCAGCUCUACGAUCUCUUCAACCAGAUCGGUCAGGUCGUCUCCGCUCGCGUCUGCAGGGACUUGGCCACCCAGCAAUCCCUGGGUUACGGUUACGUCAAUUUCAGUAACCCUCAAGACGCGGCAAGAGCAUUGGAUGUGUUGAAUUUCACUCCAUUGAACAAUAAACCGAUUAGGAUCAUGUAUUCUCAUCGGGACCCUAGCUCCCGCACUAGCGGCGCUGCUAAUAUAUUUAUCAAGAAUUUGGAUAAGUCGAUUGAUCAUAAGGCUCUGCAUGAUACUUUUUCCUCUUUUGGGACUAUUCUUUCUUGCAAGAUAGCCACAGAUCCUUCUGGGCAGUCAAAAGGAUUUGGCUUUGUGCAAUUUGAGAAGGAAGAGUCUGCUCAAAAUGCCAUUGACAAGUUGAAUGGAAUGCUGAUAAAUGACAAACAGGUUUACGUGGGGCAUUUUCAAAGAAAGCAGGAUAGAGAGAGUGUCUUAAGCGCCAAUACAAAAUUUAGUAAUGUGUAUGUAAAGAACCUGUCAGAGUCCAUGUCGGAUGAUAACUUGAAGAAAAUUUUUGGGGAGUAUGGGACAAUUACUAGUGCUGUAGUGAUGAGAGAUUUAGAUGGUAAAUCGAAAUGUUUUGGUUUUGUCAAUUUUGAAAAUGCUGAUGAUGCUGCUAAAGCUGUUGAGGCACUCAAUGGAAAGAAAUUUGAUGAUAAGGAGUGGUACGUUGGGAAAGCCCAGAAGAAAUCCGAAAGGGAGCUUGCCCUGAAGGAGCGAUUUGAGCAGAGUAUGAAGGAAGCUGCUGACAAAUAUCAAGGUGCUAACUUGUAUCUCAAGAACUUGGAUGAUAGCAUCGAUGAUGUAAAGCUCAGGGAACUCUUCUCAGAUUUUGGUACAAUAACUUCAUGCAAGGUUAUGCGUGAUCCACAUGGAGUCAGUAGAGGGUCUGGGUUUGUUGCAUUUUCAUCUCCUGAGGAAGCUACUCGAGCUCUCGGAGAAAUGAAAGGGAAAUUGAUUUCUGGCAAACCUCUCUAUGUUGCCCUUGCACAGAGAAAAGAAGAAAGAAGAGCCAAGUUGCAGGCCCAGUUUUCUCAAAUGACGCAUGUAUCAAUGGCUCCUUCUGUUGCACCUCAUCUCCCGCUCUAUCCUCCAAGGGCCAUGGGUCUUGGACAUCCAUUUUUGUAUGGGCAGGCACCUCCAGCUGUCCUUCCUCAAAUGCUUCCAAGGGGACGUGGCCAUCGUUAUCCAGGUGGUCGCAACAUGCAGGAGGUUCCAAUGCUUGCAGUCAACUAUGACAUGGGAGCUCUGCCCAUCCGGGAUGCGAUGGGACAACCAAUGCCCAUUCAGGCCUUGGCUACUGCCCUUGCAAAUGCUCCUCCAGGACAGCAGAGGACUAUGCUUGGUGAAGCUUUAUACCCACUUGUUGAUAAGCUGGAACAUGAUGCUGCAGCAAAGGUUACAGGCAUGCUUUUGGAGAUGGACCAGCCUGAAGUGUUGCAUCUGAUUGAGUCACCCGAUGCUCUCAAGGCAAAAGUUGCCGAGGCCAUGGACGUGUUGAAAAAUGUUGCUCAGCAGCAAACCAAUGCCCCAGCUGAUCAACUCGCCUCCCUCUCUCUCAAUGAGAAUCUUGUGUCUUAGAUAUGCAACAUUGUCCCGUUCAGCAGCUCACAUGACCGUAGAACUUCACAGUUUUGUGUCCGGUUUCUUGUAGGAUUUAGCAGCACUCGUUGGAUUAGUUUUUGAAUUUACUUUUUGUUUUAUUUCUUCGUUUGCUGGUUGAGAUUUUGAUGGCGGCAUUUUUUUUAUUCCCUUUAAAAUUUUGAUAUUUAUAUCCCGUUAAUUUGAAUUAUGAUGGUUGGUUCUUGAACUUUUAUCUUAUGAAGUUUUGGUAGAAUACAUUUUAUUCCA
Arachis ipaensis is the source of this 2079-nucleotide messenger RNA. The record is from RefSeq and is a predicted model, not a curated record. Lineage: Eukaryota; Viridiplantae; Streptophyta; Magnoliopsida; Fabales; Fabaceae.